AUGCGACGGAUCAGUUCUCUGCAAGUGCUCGCGGCAGCUCUGCUGCUCGCGUCGCUUGCCAAUGCCUUUCCCCAUGAGGGCAUGGAUAUGAAUAUGGACAUGGACAUGGGUUCAAGCCACAACGAAACCGCGUCGAAACCUGCAUCGGACGAGGGUCCGACGAGCUAUUUUGCGUACAAGGAGCAUGUUGGCACAAUCUUUGCUCACAUCAUCCUGAUGGUGCUUGGCUGGUGUUUUAUCCUUCCCAUAGUAACCGGUGCAGCGGUAAUGCUCAGUGUGGCCCGCUCGCGGUACACAAUCCCGACGCAGUUCGUGUUCUUGAUCAUCAAUGCCCUUGGUCUCUUUUUCGGGAUUGUCUACAAUGCUUCGACUCCGGAUCUCUACGAGAACAAUGCCCAUCACAAGAUCGGCUGGAUUGUGACGUGGGUGGUGGUUGCACAGGUCGUCAUCGGACUGAUUUACGCUUAUUCGGGUCACGGUCGUGUUAAAAACGGUGCUGCAUACGAACGCGCAGCCUUCCUGCCUGUGUCGGCCGAGAACACGAUGGACCACCAGCAGUCAUACCACGAGUACCGCUGGUCCCGAGACAGCGGCCAAGGCACCGAGAGGAACUCGUCCUCCCUCCAAAGUCGUCCAUCCACCCCGGACGGCGAGAAUGGGCACCUUGCGAAGCCGGAAGAGGAUGUCGAGGAAUCGACUCCUCUUGCUCAGGGCUGGUUGCGCAACUCCGUCCUGGAUCGGUUUUUCGCGUCUCGGAUCCCGGGCUUGGUCUCGGAUCGUGUCCUCCGGAUUCUGCGCGUCAUCUACAUCAUUCUUGACCGGAUCAUUCUCCCCUUUGGCUUCAUCGCUCUCUCCACUGGUGGUGUAACAUACGGCGGCGUCUUUAAAGCCCAUGGGAUCUUCAGUGGACUGGCGCAUUUCAUUAAAGGUGGCAUCUUCUUCUGGUACGGUCUCGUCGUCCUGGGCCGUUUCAUGGGCUGCUGGGCGGACUUUGGAUGGGCCUGGAAUGUCAAGCCUCCGCAACAGGUUGUUGGGAAGUCCAAGUCUCGGGUUCCAACGGGAGAGUUCAUCGAGUCUGCAGCCAUUUUCACCUAUGGGUCGACCAAUGUCUUCCUCGAGCAUCUAGGUGGUUGGGGAGGAGCGUGGACACCAACCGAUCUGGAGCAUCUUUCAAUCGCUAUAAUGUUUUUCGGUGCGGGAUUGUGUGGCAUGCUUCUGGAAUCCAAAAAGGUCCGGGAGUGGCUGAACAAGACCCUCCUGCGCCCGUCCAGCCAUGUGGACAAUUAUGACCAGCCAGACCCCAAUUGGGAAGCCCAAAGCGGUGUGUCUAUCAAUCCGAUGCCGGCUCUCAUCAUCUUCCUUCUUGGUAUCAUGAUGGGAUCUCAUCACCAGGAGUCAAUGGUCUCGACCAUGGUUCACAAGCAAUGGGGCUCGCUGCUCGCUGCAGGUGCGCUCGCCCGGGCUUGUACCUACGUUCUCUUCUACAUCAAGCCCCCGACUUCCUAUUUACCCUCUCGGCCUCCAUCGGAAGUUGUCGGUGCUUUCUGCCUCAUCUCUGGUGGUCUCAUCUUCAUGCUGAGUGCUUCGGAUAUCAUGGAUGUCAUGGAUUACUAUGAGUUGGAUGCCAUGUUCACCUUCAAUGUUGUCGUCGGUCUCACCUGCUUCAUCAUGGCAUACGAAAUUAUCGUCAUUGCCAUCAAGGCCUGGGCAGUUAAGAAGGAAUCACCCUCUCAAUCCCAUCCUCCAUCUUGGCUCCCGGCAGCAUAG
This is a messenger RNA of Rasamsonia emersonii CBS 393.64, 1767 nucleotides long. Its product is annotated as Integral membrane protein. Lineage: Eukaryota; Fungi; Ascomycota; Eurotiomycetes; Eurotiales; Trichocomaceae. Bases 1 to 1767 code for a protein of 588 amino acids. The record is from RefSeq and is a predicted model, not a curated record. The transcript has 5 exons.